Anas platyrhynchos (mallard) is the source of this 1702-nucleotide messenger RNA. RefSeq names its product zinc finger SWIM domain-containing protein 6-like. Gene Ontology annotation, cellular component: Cul2-RING ubiquitin ligase complex. The record is from RefSeq and is a predicted model, not a curated record. NCBI's taxonomy places the organism in Eukaryota, Metazoa, Chordata, Aves, Anseriformes, Anatidae.
CAUAUUUAUAUUUCAGCCAUCGUCCUCCAUACCAAAGAGGCUUUGACCUCUUUGGUAUGGAGGCCAAAAAGGCAUGGUCUUAAUGAGAAAAUGAACUGUUGCUAAAUAGCGCUUUCAGAUGUCUUCUUGCUUCUGUCAAAGUUCAUGCUGAUGAAGAGACAGCUGAUUUAGAGAAAAAUCUUUCAAUUUGAAAAUAGUUGCUGGAAACCCUGAUGUAUUUAUACCUGCCAUGUUAUAUAGUGUCAUGGAACAGGUUCUAAAGUAAUGGUAUGUGUGCAUAGCAAACAUAAAAAACGUAGCAAAAAAAAAAAAAAAGAAAAAAAAAAGGUAUGUGUCAGAGCAAACUAGCUUUCUGUAAAUUAGAGCUCUAUAAAAUGAACAUGUAUAAAUUUUUUCAAGUGUAACCAAAUUACUGAAGCAAUUGCAGUAAAAAAUAUCCCUAUUAGACUGCAUAAAACCAGUGUUUACUGUGUCCCUGAGAUCCAGAUGUGUUUGUAAAAAGAAUUACAUGAUCAGCAGUACUUUUGCUGGGUUUUGAGUGUAGAAGUAUGUGUUUACAAAAUACAUGUUUUACUCGUACUUGUUUGGUUCCUCUAAUGUGAAGCUGGAAGAUACAUAGUUCUUGUUUGUAGAAAACAUUCACUCCUGAUACAAAAAUUAGAAGAAAAACUUGGGUAAUUUCAUUAUGAAACUUUAUGUGAAUUCUUGUUUGGUUUUGACUGAUACUCCUGUCUGAUGAACCAUGCUUUGUGAGCUCUGGAUUUUUCUGGUACAAAAGACUAACUUAACGCCUUUUAAUUUAGAAGGUUGGAUUGGUACAUUCUUUCAGCUGCUUCAGAUGGGCCACAUUCUGAGUCAGGAAUUCAGCCUGCCUGGUGCUAGGUGUAGCUGGGAAGUAAGCAGUAUAGGGGAGAAAAAAAUAUAUUACAGUAUAGAAGUUUGCAAUUAGUCAUUGACUGCUGCAUUUUUAAUAGAAAACAUAUUUUAGCGAUUUUUUUUUAAAUCAGGUGCUCUAUGGAUGUGUAUAGUUUUAAAUCCCCACUGCAAGUUGGAGCAGAAGGCCAGUUGGCUAAAACAGCUGAAAAAAUGGAACAGUGUGGAUGUUUGCCCCUGGGAAGAUGGAAACCAUGGAAACGAGGUGCCCAAUUUAACCAAUGCUUUGCCUCGGGGUGAAAAUGCUAACCAAGAUUCAUCGAACAGGCCCCAUCGGACAGUGUUCACUCGAGCCAUUGAGGCAUGCGAUCUUCACUGGCAGGACAGCCACUUACAGCACAUUAUCAGCAGUAACCUAUACACCAACUACUGUUACCAUGACGACACUGAAAACUCACUCUUUGACUCUCAUGGGUGGCCCCUCUGGCAUGAACAUGUUCCUACAGCCUGUGCGAGGGUGGAUGCAUUACGAUCUCAUGGAUAUCCAAGAGAAGCACUGAGGCUGGCAAUAGCUAUUGUUAAUACACUAAGAAGGCAGCAGCAGAAACAGCUGGAAAUGUUCCAGGCUCAGAAGAAAGGAGUAACCUCAAUAACGAAUCUUGAAGGUUUGGUGGGACACCCUUUGGAUCCAAUUGGCACCCUCUUCAGUAGCCUGAUGGAAGCCUGCAAGGUGGAUGAAGAGAGCUUCCAUGGAUUCUCAGACUUCACAGGUAAGGCUGUGCAAAGGAAGAUAUCUUUUACAUGUCUUCAGUAACCAGAGGCAUUUUUC